This is a messenger RNA of Drosophila mojavensis, 2822 nucleotides long. Its product is annotated as NFX1-type zinc finger-containing protein 1. Gene Ontology annotation, molecular function: helicase activity. The transcript has 5 exons. NCBI's taxonomy places the organism in Eukaryota, Metazoa, Arthropoda, Insecta, Diptera, Drosophilidae. The coding region runs from base 1 to 2745 and encodes 914 amino acids. Gene Ontology annotation, biological process: regulatory ncRNA-mediated heterochromatin formation. The record is from RefSeq and is a predicted model, not a curated record. Gene Ontology annotation, cellular component: nuclear RNA-directed RNA polymerase complex.
AUGUCUGACUCUGAUGACGAUUGGUUCAACAAGGACGAGGAUGAGCUUGUGGAAAAUCUACAACAACAACUAAAGCAAAAAGUUGUCAAUGAGACACGCGAGGAGCGCAUUGACUUUUGCGACAGACCUGACAGUUAUCUCCAACAACUUAGUUUCGAUGACCCACAAGAUGCUAAAAGUCCCGGUCGUUUUACUACCGCUGAAUUUGCAAAGGCACUGAAGAUGACGGCACUCGAAAUGUUCCUCUACUUGAUGUCCGGACCGCGUAAUCUCUUCAAAGAUCAGAUACUGUCCAAUGAUUCUCACAAACGUGUCGUUCAAUAUGUGCAAAUACUGUCGAUACUUUGUCAAUUGGAGUUGGGCGGUUUUGAUGAUCAAUUCCUCUCUGGUUUUGCCACGCAAUCGGCGCUCUUUGAGCACAUUAAACGCGUCGCCCUGAAAGUCUUUGAAUCAAGUUCCAAAUAUAGUUUAGAUGACGAAACUCAAUUGUUGCUGCGUGGCUUUAAAAAUUUGCUCAUUCGUGCUCACAGGAUGGGUAAACUACAGCCAUAUGGAUACGACCUAAUCGAAAAUUUUAAAACGUUGAUCUCCAGUUGUCAAAUCCCUCAGCUAUUAGAACAUCCGCUGUGUGUGGAAUUCGUCAAAGACUUGCAGGUUCUGCCCAGUGUUGUAUAUGUAAAGAACGAAAUCUAUCCUAAUCUAGAUCAAUUACUACGAACUGAUACCGUCGAUACCGAAGCUAAAAUUGCACCUGCACCCAACACUGUCGACGUCGCUCGCUAUAUAGACUGGCACCGUCAACUACUCUGCGAGGACUUUAUGCAGCCAUUACGUGAAUAUGUACAGCGCCUUCGUUCCAAGAAUAACCUCGACGAAUUGGUGACGCAAAAUCUACUUUUCCCCCAAACACAGCUAAUAUUGAAUCCAGUAUUUAAGGAAGCAGACCGAAAUAGUUUAAUUUUCAUGAAAUUCGUUGCUCCUCAUCAAGAUGAAAUCAAUUACCUAAAGAAUGUUAAGGGUGGAACUUUGCUGUGUUUCACUACCAGCUUUGAUUUUGAUAAUCUAAUUUUAGCCACUGUAGCGUAUACUAGUCCCGAUAUGAUACGACAAGGAUAUCGAAGCGUGGAGAUUGCUAAGCAGUACAAUAUUGGUAAUAUCUAUAACAAAAAUUUGAUUAUGUUCGAGACACCGGUAUUCUUUGAGCCCUAUUUGCGUGUCCACAACUAUCUAAGUACCUGCAGCGCGGAUAAUUUUCCUAUGAGACGCUACAUUGUUGAGGGUGAGGUUGAUGUUCGCCCACCGGCUUAUAUUCGGCCAGAUAUUCAAUUAACUUAUUACAAUACGCCAUUUACGGCAGCUGAGCCGCCGCUGGAGACGAAACUGAAUCAAUCACAACGAGGCGCUUUAGGCGCUGCUCUUCGCAACGAAUUCUGCAUUAUACAAGGACCACCGGGCACAGGCAAAACGCAUUUAUCCGUAGAGCUGGUCAACACUCUGCUGCAGAAUGCCGAGCGUCUUAAAUCGGGGCCCAUUGUUGUGUUGACCUACACAAACGAUUCGCUAGAUAAAUUCUUGCUGAAGGCCGCCCAGUACACGGACAGCAUUGUACGCUUUGGGAAUCAAUCGCGUUUGCCUGAAAUCGAGAAAUAUAAUGUUCGCUUAAUGACCGAGGAUCACCUUGUGCCGCCGCGCCUCAAACGGCUAUGGUGGUUGGUCAAAUGCGAGUAUAAGGAACAAUUUGAACGAUUGCAGACUUUGCAUGCCGAUUUUGAUGGCUCCGAACCUGCCUAUUUAGAAAUACAGUCGACACGAGAGCAAUUGCAACUGGUUGCCGAAAAGAUAAAUACGCUGCGCACAAUAUUCCAGUUUCAUCAGUCACGCGAUAAGGCUCUGCUAGCCAUGACAACCUCAUGUGCUGCACGGCUCAACUUUCUAUUCCGUCUGCUUGAAAGCAAAUGCUUUAUCUUUGAGGAGGCUGCUGAGAUAGCUGAACCACAUAUCCUGGCAUGCCUGACGCCCUACACGGAGCAUGUCAUACUGAUUGGCGAUCACAAGCAGCUGCAGCCACAUACGGGAAACUAUACGCAGCAAGGACUUCAAGUGUCGCUCUUCGAGCGCUUAAUUACGAACGAUUUUCCCGCAAGUGUCCUCAAUGUGCAGUAUCGUAUGCGCAGCUGUAUUGCUGAGCUCUUGGUACCCAUUUUCUAUGAUAAGCUUAUCACCGAUGAUUCGGUGCAGGCCUACCCAAAUGUGCCAAAAAUGGCAAAGAACAUGUACUUUGUCAAUCAUACGCAUCCCGAGGAGCAGAUGAUGGACCUGUCCUUUAUAAACAAACAUGAAGCUGAAGAGUUGAUGAACUUCAUGGCACAUUUGAGACAUGAUCCUAGCAACAUUGUAAUACUAUCGCCCUACAAUGCCCAAGUUGAAUACAUUAAAUCACUAUUAAUGAAAAAGAGGCAAAAUAGAUAUUUGGUCACCAGUGUGGAUAGCUACCAGGGCCUGGAAGCAAACAUUAUUCUACUGUCGCUGGUGCGCAGCAAUACGGCCGGAAAGAUUGGAUUUCUCGGAUUACCGAACCGCGUUUGUGUGGCCCUAUCGCGUGCUCGUUGGGGUCUCUAUAUGAUUGGCAACAUGGAGACGCUGCAGCAGGGCAGUUCCGAACUUUGGGGAGCUAUCAAUGCUAAGCUGCUAGCAGCAAAUGCUAUAGGCCCAGUGUUUCCGUUGGCCACUGAAAGUACUCCUUAGGGAACCCAUUUUGACAAUGGCUAUAAGCUGUUUGAAUUAUUAUUGUGUUUUGUAAAUAAAAUACGUUGGUUUUUCAA